AUGAGCUCAAAUCAUCAUCUGAAUUCGUCGUCUGGCGAGAUAAAUCACAUUCACUUUGUCUCUGAGGAUAUCGAGGCGUUGUAUCUGUCUGAGGAGUAUGCGGACGUAACUCUAGUUGUGGCAGGUCAAAAGUUCCGUUGCCAUAAGCUUAUUCUUGCCGCACGUAGCGAGUACUUUCGCGCUCUGUUGUUCGGAGGCAUGAAGGAGUCAACGCAGAGUGAAAUAGAAUUGACUGUAUCUUCGUUGCACGCUUUCAAAGGCUUACUCAAGUACAUUUAUACUGGCCGCAUGUCUCUCACUAAUGAGCGAGACGAGGUCAUUCUUGAUAUCCUAGCGUUAGCACAUUUAUAUGGAUUUAUGGAUUUAGAAUCAGCUAUAUCUGAUUACCUUAAAGAGAUAUUAAGCAUAAAGAAUAUAUGUUCAAUUCUAGAUACUGCAUUUUUAUAUCAUAUGGAAUUUUUAACUAACGUUUGCUUCGAAUACAUGGAUGUGCAUGCAUCUGAAGUCAUACAACAUGAGAGUUUUCUACAUUUAAGUUCGGCCGCUCUAACUGAAUUGAUCUCCAGAGAUUCCUUUUGCGCACUGGAAAUCGAAAUUUUUUCAGCUGUACGAUCGUGGGUCGAUAACAACCCCGAUGUUAAUUCAACUGAAGUACUAGCACAACUAAGAUUGAGUCUGAUUCCGCUGUCAGAUCUUCUAAGUAUAGUAAGACCAUCUCAAUUAAUAUCACCAGACACACUGUUGGAUGCAAUCGCUGUACAGACGCAAACACCAGAUUCGGAACUUCCGUAUCGUGGCCAUUUGCUGAUCGACGAAAAUGUUGCUGAUUCGUCUUUUGAUGCUCAAGUAUUACAAGGGGAAAUGCGCAGCUACCUACUUAAUGGUGAUGUUCACAAUUAUGAUAUGGAGCGUGGUUACACGAGGCAUACCAUAUCUAACACGGAAGAGUAUGGGAUUCUUAUUAAAUUAGGAUCGCAGUAUAUCAUAAAUCAUAUAAAGAUGUUAUUGUGGGAUUUAGAUUUGCGAUCCUAUUCUUAUUAUAUAGAGGGAUCUAUGAAUCAAAAGGAUUGGACCAUGCUUGUCAAUUAUAAAGAUUAUUAUUGUCGCAGUUGGCAGUACUUAUAUUUUGAACCAAGGGUAGUGCUUUAUAUUCGUAUUGUAGGAACAAAUAAUACAGUCAAUAAGGUUUUUCAUCUUGUCGAUUUUGAAGCAUAUUAUACAAAUCAUACAGAGAAAAUUUCACAAGGCUUUAUUGUACCCAUCAAAAACAUUGCUACUACUAUGCGAAGCGCGUGUGUCAUUGAAGGUGUGAGUAGGUCACGUAAUAACUUACUAAAUGGAGACACAUCUAAUUACGAUUGGGACAGCGGUUAUACAUGCCAUCAACUUGGUUCGGGAUCUAUUCUAAUACAAUUAGGCCAGCCAUACAUGAUAGAAUCAAUGCGAUUAUUACUUUGGGAUUGUGAUGAUCGCUCCUACUCGUAUUACAUAGAAGUGUCAGGUAAUUCCUGGAAUUGGGUAUCAGUCGCUGAUAAAAGUGAGGAAGCCUGUAAGUCUUGGCAGACGAUACGUUUCCCGCCCCGUCCAGUAGUUUUUAUAAAAAUAGUGGGCGUUCGUAAUACUGCAAAUGAGGUGUUUCAUUGCGUUCAUUUGGAAUGUCCAGCGCAAGUAGAUGAUAAGAAUUCAAAAUCGCCAACGGACAAAGAAGCACAAACGUCAACAUCAUCGGACGGUAAUAAUUCCAUACUUCCUCUUCCUCCUCCUCCUCCUCCCGAGGUAGUUACAGAAGCGGUUCAUAUUGAUAGCGAUGAGUCGUAAUUAAAAUAAAGAGUCCACAUAAGACGAUGAAACAUGAGUAACAGCUCUGACGAUUAUUUUGUAGUUGCUGC
Messenger RNA from Cyphomyrmex costatus, 1889 nucleotides. It is a transcript of the gene BTBD9, whose product is annotated as BTB (POZ) domain containing 9. The coding region runs from base 1 to 1818 and encodes 605 amino acids. Gene Ontology annotation, cellular component: cytoplasm. Gene Ontology annotation, biological process: adult locomotory behavior; modulation of chemical synaptic transmission; circadian behavior. The transcript is spliced from 9 exons. NCBI's taxonomy places the organism in Eukaryota, Metazoa, Arthropoda, Insecta, Hymenoptera, Formicidae. Gene Ontology annotation, molecular function: protein binding. The record is from RefSeq and is a predicted model, not a curated record.